GCCCCUCCUUGGCCACACAAAGGCCGGUCUCCAUGGCAGCAGCGCGGGCCGGAGCCCAGCGCCGAGCGCGGCCCGGCGCCAUCGAGCCUCGGCGGCGGACUCGCAGAGAAUCUUGAUGCCGGCCUGGAGCAGAAACUGACCUGGACCACUGGAGCCGCGGCUGCCGGGGGCCAUGGCACUGCUGCUCUGGGCCCUCACCCUCCUGGGCCUGGCGGGUGUGGGUUCGGGCCUGCGGCCCCGCAAGCUGGAGUCCUUCCGCAGCGAGACGGAGCUGAACCACCUGGUGGUGGACGGGGCCUCGGGCGUGGUGUACCUGGGCGCGGUGAACGCGCUGUACCAGCUGAGCGCCGACCUGCAGCUGGAGCAGCGGGCGGCCACGGGCCCGGCCCCGGACAACAAGAAGUGCACGCCGCCCAUCGAGGCCAGCCAGUGCCACGAGGCCAUGCUGACCGACAACGUCAACCAGCUGCUGCUGCUCGACCCGCCCCGGAGGCGCCUGGUGGAGUGUGGCAGCCUCUUCAAGGGCAUCUGCGCCCUGCGCUCCCUGAGCAACAUCUCCACGCGCCUCUUCUACGAGGACGGCAGCGGCGAGAAGUCGUUCGUGGCCAGCAAUGACGAGGGCGUGGCCACGGUGGGGCUGGUGAGCUCCACGGGCCCCGGCGGCGAGCGCGUGCUGUUUGUGGGCAAGGGCAACGGCCCCCACGACAACGGCGUCAUCGUGAGCACCCGCCUGCUGGACCGCGCCGACGGCCGGGAGGCCUUCGAGGCCUACACGGACCACGCCACCUACAAGGCCGGCUACCUGUCCACCAACACGCAGCAGUUCGUGGCGGCCUUCGAGGACGGCCCGUACGUGUUCUUCGUCUUCAACCAGCAGGACAAGCACCCGGCGCAGAACCGCACGUUGCUGGCACGCAUGUGCAAGCAGGACCCCUACUACUACUCCUACCUGGAGAUGGACCUGCAGUGCCGAGACCCCGGCGACGCCCAGGCCCCCGCCUUCGGCCUCUGCCUGGCGGCCUCCGUGGCCGCGCCCGGUGCGGGCAGGGUGCUCUACGCCGCGUUCAGCAGGGACGGCCGCGGCGGCGGGGGCCCCGGCUCGGGCCUCUGCCUCUUCCCCCUGGAGGAGGUCCACGCCAAGAUGGAGGCCAACCGCAAUGCCUGCUACACGGGCACCCGGGAGGCGGCCCGGGACACCUUCUACAAGCCCUUCCACGGCGAGAUCCAGUGCGGCGGCCACGUGCUGGGCGCCAGCCAGAGCUUCCCGUGUGGCUCGGAGCACCUGCCCUACCCGCUGGGCAGCCGGGACGGACUCACGGCCACGGCCGUGCUGCAGCGUGGGGGCCUGAACCUGACGGCCGUGACGGUGACUGCGGAGAACGGCCACACCAUUGCUUUCCUGGGCACCUCCGACGGCCGAAUCCUCAAGGUGUACCUGGCGCCGGACGGCACGUCCUCGGAGUACGGCUCCAUCCUUGUGGAGAUCAACAAGAGGAUCAAGCAGGACCUGGUGCUGUCCGGAGACCUGGCCAGCCUGUACGCCAUGACCCAGGACAAGGUGUUCCGGGCCCCGGUGCAGGAGUGUCUGAGCUACCCAACCUGCGAGCAGUGCCGCGACUCCCAGGACCCCUACUGUGGCUGGUGUGUCGUCGAGGGACGAUGCACCAGGAGGGCUGAGUGCCCGCGGGCGGAGGAGCCCAGCCACUGGCUGUGGAGCCGCAACAGGUCCUGCGUGGUGGUCACCGGCGCCGAGCCGCAGAACAUGAGCCGGCGCGCCCAGGGGGAGGUGCAGCUGGCCGUCAGCCCACUCCCCGCCCUGGGUGAGGACGACGCGCUCCUGUGCCUCUUUGGCGACUCGGCGCCGCACGCCGCACGCGUGGAGGGGGACGCCGUGGUCUGCAACUCGCCGAGCAGCAUCCCUGGCACGCCGCCGGGCCAGGAUCACGUGUCCGUGAGCAUCCAGCUCCGCUUCAGGCGUGGCGACAUCUUCCUCACCUCCCACGAGUACCCCUUCUACGACUGCCGGGAGGCCAUGAGCCUGGUGGAGAACCUGCCGUGCAUCUCCUGCGCCAGCAACCGCUGGACCUGCCAGUGGGACCUGCGCUACCAUGAGUGCCGCGAGGCCUCGCCCAACCCCGAGGACGGCAUCGUCCGCGCCCACACGGAGGACAGCUGCCCCCAGUUCCUGAACCCCAGCCCUGUGGUCAUCCCCAUGAACCAUGAGACGGAGGUGACCUUCCAGGGCAGGAACCUGGAAACGGUGAAGGGCUCCUCCCUGCACGCGGGCAGCGACCUGCUCAAGUUCGAGGAGCCAGUGCGCAUGCAGGAGUCGGGGACCUUUGUCUUCCGGACCCCAAAGUUGUCCCACGAUGCCAACGAGACGCUGCCCCUGCACCUGUACGUCAAGUCCUACGGCAAGAACAUCGACAGCAAGCUCCAAGUGACGCUCUACAACUGCUCCUUUGGCCGCAGCGACUGCAGCCUGUGCCUGGCGGCCGACCCCGCCUACAGGUGCGUGUGGUGCCGAGGGCAGGGCAGGUGCGUGUACGAGGCCCUGUGCGCCAACGCCACCUCCGAGUGCCCGCCGCCUGUCAUCACCCGGAUCCAGCCGGAGACGGGUCCGCUGGGCGGGGGCGUCCACGUCACCAUCCUCGGGUCCAACCUGGGCGUCAGGGCCGAUGACGUCAAGGGGGUCACCGUGGCCGGCCAGAACUGCGUCUUUGAGCCCGAGCGCUACUCCGUGUCCACCCAGAUUGUGUGCGUGGUCGAGGCUGCGGAGGCUCCGCUCACGGGUGGCGUGGAGGUGGACGUCAAUGGGAAACUGGGCCGUUCCCCCGACAGCGUCCAGUUCACCUUCCAACAGCCCGAGCCGCUGAGCGUGGAGCCCCGUCAGGGCCCGAAGGCCGGCGGCACCACGCUGACCAUCAACGGCACCCACCUGGACACAGGCUCCAAGGAAGACGUGCGGGUGACCCUCAACGGCGUCCCUUGCAAAGUGACACAGUUCGGGGCGCAGCUCCAGUGCGUCACAGGCCCCCAGGCGACUCUGGGCCAGGUGCCCCUCGAGAUCUCCUACGGGGGCUCCACUGUGCCCGGGCCCGGCAUCUUCUUCACCUACUGCGAGAACCCGGUCCUGCAGGCCUUCGAGCCCCUGCGUAGCUUCGUCAGCGGUGGCCGGAACAUCAGCGUCACCGGCCAGGGCUUCAGCCUGAUCCAGAGGUUCGCCAUGGUGGUCAUCGCGGAGCCCCUGCAGUCCUGGCGGCGGCGGCGGGAGGCCGGACCCCUGCAGCCCACCACGGUCACGGGCACCGAGUACGUGUUCUACAACGACACCAAGGUCGUCUUCCUGUCCCCGGCCGUCCCCGAGGAGCCAGACGCCUACAACCUCACGGUGCUGGUCCAGAUGGACGGGCACCAGGCCCUGCUCAAGACCGAGUCCGGCGCCUUCGAGUACGUGCCCGACCCCACCUUCGAGAACUUCACGGGCGGCGUGAAGAAGCAGGUCAACAAGCUGAUCCACGCCCGGGGCACCAACCUGAACAAGGCCAUGACGCUGCAGGAGGCCGAGGCCUUCGUGGGCGCCGAGCGCUGCGUCAUGAAGACGCUCACGGAGACCGACCUGUACUGCGAGCCCCCCGAGGUGCAGCCCCCGCCCAAGCGGCGGCAGAAGCGCGACACGACGCACAACCUGCCGGAGUUCAUCGUGAAGUUCGGCUCGCGCGAGUGGGUGCUGGGCCGCGUGGAGUACGACACGCGUGUGAGCGACGUGCCGCUCAGCCUCAUCCUGCCGCUGGUCAUCGUGCCCAUGGUGGCCGUCAUCGCGGUGUCCGUCUACUGCUACUGGAGGAAGAGCCAGCAGGCGGAGCGCGAGUACGAGAAGAUCAAGUCGCAGCUGGAGGGCUUGGAGGAGAGCGUGCGUGACCGCUGCAAGAAGGAGUUCACGGACCUGAUGAUCGAGAUGGAGGACCAGACCAACGACGUGCACGAGGCCGGCAUCCCCGUGCUGGACUACAAGACCUACACGGACCGCGUCUUCUUCCUGCCCUCCAAGGACGGCGACAAGGACGUGAUGAUCACGGGCAAGCUGGACAUCCCCGCGUCGCGGCGGCCGGUGGUGGAGCAGGCGCUCUACCAGUUCUCCAAUCUGCUCAACAGCAAGUCCUUCCUCAUCAACUUCAUCCACACGCUGGAGAACCAGCGGGAGUUCUCGGCCCGCGCCAAGGUGUACUUCGCGUCGCUGCUGACGGUGGCGCUGCACGGGAAGCUCGAGUACUACACGGACAUCAUGCGCACGCUCUUCCUGGAGCUCAUGGAGCAGUACGUGGUGGCCAAGAACCCCAAGCUGAUGCUGCGCAGGUCCGAGACGGUGGUGGAGAGGAUGCUGUCCAACUGGAUGUCCAUCUGCCUGUACCAGCACCUCAAGGACAGCGCCGGCGAGCCCCUGUACAAACUGUUCAAGGCCAUCAAGCACCAGGUGGAGAAGGGCCCCGUGGACGCCGUGCAGAAGAAGGCCAAGUACACGCUCAACGACACGGGGCUGCUGGGGGACGACGUGGAGUACGCGCCGCUGACAGUGAGCGUGAUCGUGCAGGACGAAGGGGUCGACGCCAUUCCAGUCAAGGUCCUCAACUGCGACACCAUCUCCCAGGUGAAGGAGAAGGUCAUCGACCAGGUAUACCGCACGCAGCCCUGCUCCUGCUGGCCCAAGCCCGACAGCGUGGUCCUCGAGUGGCGACCGGGGUCCACGGCCCAGAUUCUGUCCGACCUGGACCUGACCUCGCAGCGGGAGGGCCGGUGGAAGCGCAUCAACACGCUGAUGCACUACAACGUCCGGGACGGCGCCACCCUCAUCCUGUCCAAGGUGGGGGUCUCCCAGCAGCCGGAGGACAGCCAGCAGGACCUGCCUGGGGAGCGCCACGCCCUGCUGGAGGAGGAGAACCGCGUGUGGCACCUGGUGCGGCCGGCGGACGAGGUGGAUGAGGGCAAGUCCAAGCGCGGCAGCGUCAAGGAGAAGGAGCGGACCAAAGCCAUCACCGAGAUCUACCUGACGAGGCUGCUGUCGGUUAAGGGCACGCUGCAGCAGUUCGUGGACAACUUCUUCCAGAGCGUGCUGGCGCCCGGCCACGCCGUGCCGCCCGCGGUCAAGUACUUCUUCGACUUCCUGGACGAGCAGGCGGAGAAGCACGACAUCAAGGACGAGGACACCGUGCACAUCUGGAAGACCAACAGUUUACCCCUCCGGUUCUGGGUGAACAUUCUCAAGAACCCCCACUUCAUCUUCGACGUGCACGUCCACGAGGUGGUGGACGCCUCCCUGUCGGUCAUCGCGCAGACCUUCAUGGACGCCUGCACGCGCACGGAGCACAAGCUGAGCCGCGACUCUCCCAGCAACAAGCUGCUGUACGCCAAGGAGAUCUCCACCUACAAGAAGAUGGUGGAGGACUACUACAAGGGCAUCCGGCAGAUGGUGCAGGUCAGCGACCAGGACAUGAACACACACUUGGCGGAGAUCUCCCGGGCACACACGGAUUCCCUGAACACGCUCGUAGCGCUGCACCAGCUCUACCAGUACACGCAGAAGUACUACGACGAGAUCAUCAAUGCCUUGGAGGAAGACCCCGCUGCCCAGAAGAUGCAGCUGGCUUUCCGCCUGCAGCAGAUUGCAGCUGCACUUGAGAAUAAGGUCACCGACCUCUGAACUCUGACCUCCAAUGCUGCCUCGGGCACAGGUGAUGUGCCCCAGCAUCUGGAGUGGCUGUGGCAGGGCCCCGCCCCGAGCUGCAGCCGGUAGCAUCUCUCCUGAGCAAUACUGCCCGGGCGCCCUCACCAGCACCAGCUCCCUCCGUGGGACCAGCAGCAGGUGUUCUGUGUCCAGUCUUCUGAGUGAUUUGCAAACGUGCCUUAUGAUGCCACAGUGGGGCAGUCGGGCCUCAGCCUCCCCCCUACGCACCAGCAGCCACCUCAGAUACCUGGGCUUGGCCUCUGGGUGGGGUCUGAGUGCCUGCAGCCCCCCCUCCCGGGGCAAGUUCCCAGACCUUGUGUCCGUCUGUCCACCAGGAUGGAAAGAGGAGAAAAAGCGGUACGAUGCCUUCCUGACCUCACCCGGCCUCCCCAGGGGCUGCCAGCACUCUGGGUGGACUUAAGGGCCGCUGGGCCCCACCUCAAAGGUGGGCGUCAGACGUCGGGGCCCUGGUGGCCAGAGGAGGCCCAGCAAAAUGGGGGUCCUGGAGGCCCUGCCCUGGUCUGGGGGGGUGCUGGGGGCAGCUCCACCAGGAUCCCCCCCCAUCCUUUUUGUAAAUUUUGUUCAUUGUAAAUCAAAUACAGCUGUCUUUUUCA
Molecule: messenger RNA, 6336 nt
Organism: Microcebus murinus (gray mouse lemur)
Lineage: Eukaryota; Metazoa; Chordata; Mammalia; Primates; Cheirogaleidae
Gene: PLXNB2
Product: plexin B2
Biological process (GO): regulation of GTPase activity; regulation of cell shape; regulation of cell migration
Cellular component (GO): plasma membrane; semaphorin receptor complex
Molecular function (GO): protein binding; semaphorin receptor activity
Source: RefSeq, a predicted model, not a curated record